UUGGUUGUAAAUCAGCUGUUUGCUACCUGCUACUGCUCUUUCAGUACCAGCUGUUCAGCAGUAAGUAGUGUGCUUGUGCUGUAGGAAAGAAGAGCAGACUAGAACAGUAGUUUCCUAUGUAUUCUCUCAGUCAUUCUCUGUGUGUAACGGGCUUCGUGUAACAGGGAGCUGCUGUCAUGUGAAGCCGGAGCUGAGCUCAGACAAGCGGCUGUGUGCUGCUCUUUGUCGGAGAGAUGAGCUUGUGUCUGCUGGAUGAGGAGAACUUCCAUCAGUGCUGUCAGCUCCUCCUGCAGCAGUCGGAUGAGCUUAGAGACGGCUGGAGCUGGGAGCCAAUCCAGGGCACAGAGGAGGGCUACCUGAGGAAGACUGCUCUCAGAUCAGUCAUUAUUGAUGCAAGCAUAAAGUGGGACCAGGAAGUAUCCAGGUCAGACUCAGAAACUCACACUUCUUGUGACUCUGGGCCUGAUCAACAGAAACAGUGUGCUCUGGCUGCUCCCAGUGAUGCUGACAUCAUCGCAGGCGACAUAGAUGAAAAUGAUGAAGACGAUGGCGUGUGUGCGGUGUCUGCAGGUAGCAGCCAGGUGCUUCAGUAUGAGUAUCACAUCGUGUACUCCUGCAGCUACAGCAGUCCUGUGCUCUAUUUCAGAGCCUGCACUCUGGAGGGGAGGAGUCUGUCUUUAGAGGAGGUGUGGAGCUCUGUCCAUCCAAACUUUAGGCUUCAACUCCAGCACAGCCCUCUGAACACCAUCACACAGCAGGAGCAUCCUCUGCUAGGUCAACCUUUCUUUAUGCUCCACCCCUGUAGAACAGAGGAAUUCAUGAGGCCUGUACUGCAGGCGGCUCAGGACCAACACAGGACAGUGAACUACAUUCUGACAUGGCUCAGUGUGGUGGGUCCUCUGGUGGGUUUGGACAUUCCUCUGCAGUACUCCGUCCAGCUCCAUCAUGCAGCUUCACCCAGCAGCUCCAAGCCAGACUGACACUCCAGAUGCUCUGCUUCACUCUCUAUCAUCAUGACUGUCAGGCCCACAUCUCUUUGUAUAGAGCUCCGGGCCCUUACAGGUUAAUCCAGCCAUGCCCGACAUCAUAGUGUGUACUCAAAGUAUAUUUUCUCUACCUGUUGUUUCCAUCAGUUUUUAAUGACAGGGAUAUACAAAGAACACACACUAGAUGCCACAUCCUGCACAGACCCUGUAAACAUCCCAUAGAAUAAAUAAUUUAUACAACAGCUGUAUAAACUAUGUGUACUCUACUCUGUCAGUGUAAGGGUAGUAAAGAUGUUUGUUGGUUAUCAUUUCCACUUUGUACAGAGCGGUAAAUGAAGUUACCAACUGCAAACACAGUGCAGUGGUUAGUAAUGUUAGAAUACUUAUUUAACUAUUAAUAAUUAUGUGUUAUGGGAUGGGGACAAGUUGCACACACUGCUUGUUUUACUAGCAGUCUGUGUCCUCUCACACACAAUGCAGCAUGCACUGCAUAUCAAGCAUUUCAUCCUCAGGCCUCUCUGUGCAGAAUGAUGUUUGAGCAGAUUUUUGUUCUCAUGUAAAUCUACUGGAAUCCAUAGUUUCUCCGCGCUCACCUUCAUUCUCAGUAUAAGGGGUGUACAUAUGAACAUGAUGUGUAACAUCACAGCUAGUUUGGAGCUGAACGUGGACCAAAAUGCAACUUACACAAGUGUGAUGUGGAAAGUUGAAGUCUCCAGUACACGAACACUGAGAAUGGACUUUACAGUGAAGUGAUUUUUCAAUGAGGGAGAAGGACGAGAUCAUUGUUUUACAAGAUAACGUUUUUGUAAAAAGCAAAUGCAUAAAUAAAAACAUGUUAUUAUGUUAUGUUAUGUUUGUUACAACUGUAAAAUUGACACUUAAAGCGCAACCUUUUACAUAAUGUUCACUAUAAGUAUC
Messenger RNA from Scomber scombrus (Atlantic mackerel), 1904 nucleotides. RefSeq names its product ATG10 autophagy related 10 homolog (S. cerevisiae) (gene atg10). The transcript is spliced from 7 exons. Lineage: Eukaryota; Metazoa; Chordata; Actinopteri; Scombriformes; Scombridae. Bases 234 to 980 code for a protein of 248 amino acids. Gene Ontology annotation, molecular function: Atg12 transferase activity. Gene Ontology annotation, cellular component: intracellular anatomical structure. The record is from RefSeq and is a predicted model, not a curated record. Gene Ontology annotation, biological process: macroautophagy; protein modification by small protein conjugation; protein lipidation.